UGCUCCAUCGUUGGUGUCAGUGGGAGGAGGAAUAGUGCCCCAUCGUUGGUGUCAGUGGGGGGAGGAAUAGUGCCCCAUUGUUGGUGUCAGUGGGGAGGGGGAAUAGUGCCCCAUCGUUGGUGUCAGUGGGGGGGGAAUAGUGCCCCAUCGUUGGUGUCAUUGGGGGGGAAUAGUGCCCCAUCGUUGGUGUCAGUGGGGGGGAGGAAUAGUGCCCCAUCGUUGGUGUCAGUGGGGGGGGGAAUA
Staurois parvus is the source of this 243-nucleotide messenger RNA. NCBI's taxonomy places the organism in Eukaryota, Metazoa, Chordata, Amphibia, Anura, Ranidae. The record is from the annotation of a GenBank genome assembly.